Molecule: messenger RNA, 906 nt
Organism: Lasiosphaeria miniovina
Lineage: Eukaryota; Fungi; Ascomycota; Sordariomycetes; Sordariales; Lasiosphaeriaceae
Exons: 1
Coding region: 1-906 (301 amino acids)
Source: RefSeq, a predicted model, not a curated record
AUGGCCUUAACUGGGCUCAAAUCGCUCAUUUCGGGUUUGUACAGGAAAGUACACGAGCAAAGCAAUGCAAUAAGCAAGCAGGAAGAGCACGUCGACUUUUUGAACGACGCGGCUUCGCUCAUAGACAUUGAGCUUGCCACGGGGGUUACCAUCCAUGCUGAGGCUGUCCGGCUGCAGGAUGAACGCCACGCGCUGGAGGGCUUGACUUAUCAGCUAGACGUGGCCCUGGAUUCGUGGCGGGGAGCGGACGAGAACAGAUCUUGGCCCGGAUUUAAUAACCGCCAAAUGGGUUUGUCUACAGCGGGCAGCGCCCACUCGGAGCCGCUGCCCGUUCGAAUGGAACAGACGCCCCCCGAAUCGAAAAGGGAGACCUACGUCUUUGACAACCUACUGUACAACCCCAAGGUAGGUGCCAGCGCAAAGUACACGCUCAACUGGAUGAAACGGAAGCGCUCGCCCAAGGCCCACCCCGCGCAGCUUGCGCGCGGGGCAGAUUGGUACUGCGAGGGCGACGAAUUUCACGAAUCGCAUCCAUGGGCCGAAGAGCGCGAGCAGCUGGCGGAGCUGGAGAGACGCGAACAGGCGGCCAUCCGGACCCGCAGCCCCGGCACCUGGGGCGGCAACGGCAGCGGGCUGAGAGCGCGCCGCUCGUUCGGCCAAGAGGUAAGCAUGGAGCCGCCGCGCCGCAAGUUCCGGCCGUUCCCGGACGAGCCCAAGUUCAACGACCAGGACUACGAUCCGUAUUUCUGGGAGAAGAACCAGCGCCCGGGCAACAUGUGGGCCCCGCGCCUGGCCUGCGCCCCUUGUUAUCAGGAGGACCAGAUCUCUCCAAAAACUGUGUCUCGCCCGCAGCUGUCGUCGGGCGACGAGGGCAUGUUACCGUGGCCCCAGGUAUAUGAAUACUAA